Messenger RNA from Xiphophorus maculatus (southern platyfish), 5595 nucleotides. It is a transcript of the gene krt222, whose product is annotated as keratin 222. The transcript has 11 exons. Lineage: Eukaryota; Metazoa; Chordata; Actinopteri; Cyprinodontiformes; Poeciliidae. The record is from RefSeq and is a predicted model, not a curated record. The coding region runs from base 821 to 2413 and encodes 530 amino acids.
UUAUAUCUAGUUUUAGUUUGUUACAUGAUGCUGUUUUGAGAUUUUCCAAACCAACAUACAAAAGUAAUUCAUUCAAGUUCACAAUCUUUCUUACAUAUUGCCCUUUGACCCCUUUUGUUUACAUACUGAGAGCUUUGGUGGAACACACCUCUGGUUAGACCAAACAUCUGUCUCAGAACAUCUUCUGGUGUUAUUGGUUUAUAGCUGUGACUUAGCUAUACUAGACUUAGCUAUAUAGCUUGACUAUACUUAGCAGGGCACCUUAGCCUGCUGGCUGUUUGAGGAAGAUAUGGAAAUAUAUGUAAAUUUUAAAGAACAAACACAGCGUGGCUGCUGUAAAUGGAAAGGCCUUUCUUUUAGCAGCAUUUGAAUUACAUCAUACCAUCUAAAGAAGCAAUCUUUGACCCAGACGGUCUGGCAGAAACGCUCUAAUUUUACCACGCUAGCCUUUAAAGAUCUUAAGCAAGAGGUGAGUCAAAUCAGAGGUUCUGGGGAACAGUGUUAGUUAUGGUGUGUUUAACCUGUUAUUAUGGAACAACUAAAAUCCACACCGGUCCUGUCACUGUGUUUCCCUGAACAUUCUCUUUGCAGCUUGUGCUGCUGCCUGUUUGAAAGCAGCUCAGUAAUCCUGGAUCAGGGAGCACAAAAGCCCCCAGAGUGUUGGUGAGAAUUUGGCUGCCAAUGAGCUGAGACACAGUGGGAAAGUCAACCAGCUCUCCGCAGAGGAAUACGGUUGAUGUGUUGGAUUGGCUUGUUGUGACCAGGAGGACAUAACACCACUUCAACUCUCUCAUAGAGUGCCACGUCACUUCAGGACUCCAUGGACUUGCUGCAGGACUCCAGCCACACCAUGUGGGACCUGAAUACUCGACUGAAGAGUUUCAUGGAGCAGGUUAACAGGCUGCAAGAGGCCAACCACCAGCUGGAGGCUGAGAUAGCCGAGUGGAGCUUCCGGAAUGCCUCACGCAGCCAGAACUGGUCCAAGCAGGAACAGACCGUCAGGGACCUUCGUUCACAGAUUUGCAAUCUCCUCAUGGAGAAUGCCCAGUUGGCAUUACAGUCUGACAACAUGAGAUCCAGAGCUGCUGCUAUCCAAGCCAGGUGUGAGACAGAGGAGAGGACCACCAGACGCCUUGAGCAGCAAGUGUCCCUGUUCAGGGAGGCAAAGCGAGAGGCAGACGAAAGCAACAAGGCACUGCAAGCCGAGUGCCACCGCUCCAUGACACAGCUGCAGCAGAUGGACCAGGAGUUUAUGGCAGCCCAGGCUCUGCAGCUGCAGCAGGCCGACUCCUGCGAUGCUCUGUUAGCAGCAGCAGGAAGGGAGGAGGAGGAUGGCACAGCGAUGGAGCUCACCCAGCUCUUUGACCAAAUCAGAGCGCAGUGCGACCAGAGCAGACCUGCUGGCCUGGCUGAGAGACACCGUGUCCUGGGAACAGCCUCAGAUCCAGCUGCCGGCUUGGUGGGGCCCAGCCAGUCUGGAUCAGGAGCGGCAGCAGCUUCCAGAACACACAGAGGAGCCGUUACUGAGGAGGAGGCAGCAUGGGCGCAGGUGAGCCUUGGAGGAGCUGCGCUGAAGGAGGCACGGGCUGAGCUUGCUGAGGCCAGGAAGCAGUGGCGCUCCCUGCAGGUGGAGAUUGAAACCCUGCAUGCUUUGGAGAAAGGCCUGGAGUGUUCGCUGCAGCACACCCAGGAGCUGUACACAAGCCAGCUGCAUGACCUCUCGCAGGUGAUCGUCGGGCUGGAGAGCGAGCUGGAGCAGGUUAGGAGCGGCUUGGCCACCCAACGCCAGCGCCACAGCCAGCUGCUGAACACCAAGAUGAGGCUAGAGCGUGAGAUUACCAUUUAUCGACAGCUUCUGGAGCGAGAAGAGGGCAGAUACGUCAGUCGUCGUGCCCAUCCGUUGGUUCUGCGGCCCUGGAGGUCUCCUGUGACGGAGCCAAAAGAAAAUGGGCUGGAAAACAGCUUCAGUGACUCUGCUGUUACUCCGGAUGAACCAAAAUCUGAACCUCUGCCUGACAUCCCGUCUCUCCUUCCUGCUGACAAUGGACUGAAGAAGAGCAAGCUGUACAGGCAGCAAAGCCUUGUGAUACUCACAGAGCCGGAGCAGGAUAAGGACUUGCCACUGUCCACUGUGAAGACUCAGGAGAUUCUUCAGGGCAACGUGGUGCGGGAGAGCGCAGAAGGUCACGGCACUAUUGAGACAGAGAAGAUUGACAAGGUGAUAAAGCAGUGGGAGGGCUCCUUCUUCAGAGGGAACCCCAAACUGAGGAAGAAGUCUGUGUCGCUGCGCUUCGACUUGCACAUGGCUGCAGCAGACGAGGGCUGUGGCCAAACCAAACAGGACAGCCUCCCCGACGUGGAGGUUCGUCUUAUCAUGAAACGGUCCCGCAGCAUCUCCACCAUCACACAGUGACUCUCGUGCUUUGAGUACACAGUUAUUACCAGUUCGUAGCGGUAUGUGGUGAUGCCAGAGGUGUCGAGGAUGCAAAUGGAACUGCAGCGAUCCCCGAACUCUGGGCUGCAACCAUCCAUUGCCAUCAUGCUUUCAAAUGCAACAUUUACUAAGCUUAGCAUCACAGCUCAUGACUGAAUUUACCUGUCGGAUACGGGUUGUGGCAGGUUAAGUGUUAUAAAAGGAGGCUUUUGUGGUGACCGUUUCAAUAGAGCCGGAGAGAUUUAUAUUCUCUGCAGUAACAUUUAAAGCAUAUCCUUACGUCAUCGGCUUAGACAAAGAGAAAGUGUCUCUCACUUUUUCAGCCUUUGCUGCAUAAUAGGUAUUACAGACUAACACUGACAUUUAAUCCCAGUUAAACUCUACGUGAAGGUAGGAGGAGACUAUUGAAAGCAGACUUGUUCAAGCAGCUACAAACUACCAGAGGGUGCAUUUAAGUGGUGGAUUUUCACUACAGGACUGUAUGAAAAUUAUAGAAGUGACUAAAUUUCGCAUGUUUUUAUUUUAUUUUAUUGCGUAUGUCACCAGCAAACACAGCUAAGACCUUUUUAUUUUCAGAUUUAUUUUAUUUCAAAAGUCAUAAUCUAAACAGUGAUGCUUUAGGUUUCUUUUCACAAGAUUAUAUAAAUGUUUUAUCAUCUAUAUAAAAAUUAGAGCUGAACAAGUACACUUCUAUUCUUCAUAAGAUAGGGACUAAAUGUUACCUACCUUCUUUCUGUGAUUGAGUCAUUGAUAUUUUUGAAUGAAGAAUAGUCAUAAUAAUCAAUAACAUAAAACCAUCUAAACAAAGUUUCCUGCUAUUUGUGAAGGUAAGCAGGAAUGUAACGAGCCAGGAAAGAGAAAGUUGACUUUAGCUAUAGAGUAACAAAUAUAGAAACUGUAAUGCUUCAUUUUAUCCACUUAUAAUUUUUUGCAGUGUAGUGUCACUAUGUCCUUGGUCAUUGUGUGAUUUCCAUCACUAAUCUUUACAGCUCUACUCACUGCAGUUCAAUUUAAGGGAAACAGUGAAUCAGUUAGACAGUAAAUUGUAAAAUUGUAAAAAAAAAAAAAAAAAAAAACGAGUAAAUUUUGGUUUAAUAAAAUAAAUACAACCUCAAAAUAUAGUAAGAUUAUUAAAACAUAAAUGUCUGAAAUAUUUAAGAUUGCAUCCAAUCACUCUUUAGGGAUGAUGCAUUGUUACAUAAGAGCAGGCCAGCCUUAGAGGUUGUAGUAGCACACACCAAAAAAACACAACAGGGUCAGAUUUCAGUUUGUCUUUAUCUGACUCUUGUACUGACUUGGCCCAGAAAAUGCCACAAUGUUGAAAUGACCAAAGCGACUGCAUCAUAAUUUUGAACACUUUCUUUUUUAACUGAGUUCAGACUUAUAGCUCUUGAUAGUUCUAUUUGUUUUCAUGUCAAAAGUAGCAAAAAAGGUAAAAGAAAAUCCAAAUACAAAAUUUCUCUCAACAUUCAGGUAGAUGUCGUGCUUCAGUUCUUACCAGCAGUUUUACUCUGAAGUAUACAGCCAUUUGCAUUCUCUUUUUCCACUGUCAGCAUUAUACUUAUAUAAGUAAACAGUGCAGUGGUUAUGGAAAACAUUGGAUUAGUGAAUGGAAGAAAGUCUUACUAAUCACUGUCUUACUAAACAGCAGAAAGUCUUACUAAUCACCACAUAAUCCCAGACAGAAAGACCCCAGGCAGAAAUUCAAACCCAUAAAUUUCUUGCUAUAAGGCAGCAAUGAUAAUAACUGUCACUCUGCCGCCCACUGCAGUAUUAAUAUCUAAUGUUUCUUCAUAUAAUCAGUCCAUGUUUUACUCCCAGUCCGUCCUAUCCUCACAUAAUAUAACUUCCCAAAAGUUAUCUUAAAUAUGUCUGUCACACCUUUCAGACUCUACAGUUUCUUCUAUCACUUCAGUUUUAUAGAACAACACUACUUAAAUAUACUGUAGGUGGCAUUAAUAUUCUGGUAUACACUCUGUAUAUAAUCUGCAUAUACAGAGAAUAUAUGCAGAUUAUAUUCUUGUUUGCAGCUUUAAUUAGCUGCAAACAAGUCACAGUUGCAGCUAAUUAAAGUAUUUCAAAUGGAAAGAUUUUUUUUUGGUGGCAGAGAAGAGAUCUGCUGCUAAGCAACCACACACACAUUUGACUGGUAUUUAUUGUCAAGAAAUCAAUAUUUUCUUUGCUCACAUCAAACAGGAAACAUGCUUUUACCUGCCUUGAUAAACCUGCCUCUAAAAUAUGACAUUUGCGCUUAGGUUUUGACUGCAAAGGCUAACACUGAGAACUACUGCUUAUAUCUAAAUCUACAUGUGUGUUUUUCUUUAGAAGAUCUUUUUGUGUGUGUUAUUUCUGCUUCACUGAGUACCAGGUUAAGGAUGAAUAUUUAUUAUCCUGUUUGGUUUGAAAAGUUAGGUAAUGUUGAAAAUAACUGCUUUACUAACUGAAGUAGACAAAAUGGAGUUAGACAAAGAGCUGGCUGACAAAAAUGAGCUGAUUUAAUUUCUGUAAUUCAUCUUCCUAGAUACAGUAAUUCGGCCUGAUUGGUAGUUUGGUUGGGAAAAGAUGGAGAGUUUGAGAUAGUCCCAUCAUAUCAUAGUGGCUCUGACUGAAAUAUUUCCAGCCCUGUGAAUUUCUUAACCCAGUAAUUUUCUUACAGUCCUGAAACACGUUGCACUGCAAACCCACACAGCACGUAAGAACGUCUGCACUGAAAAAUAUCCAGAGUUGGAGCACUUUGGUGGUCCUUUGUGAAUGCAGGUAAUUCUCAGACUGAUAAUGUAGAUGUAAUGUACCACUGUGAUCCUAACAGCAGCGCUGCUUUUAAGUAGUAAGUUUCACUUACAAUGUGUUUCUCUGAGAAUCUCGCUUCCCCCUUUUCACCAAUAGAGGACAGCGUUUAUUAAGAUUUACCUCUGCAAUGAAUCCAUCAUACUGUAUUUGUGCCUCCUUAGAUUUUAAGUUUUUAUGCUAAGUUUUGAGUUAAGCCCCGAAGAUGUUUUGAAAAAUAAAAUUCUGACCUAUAGGCAGUAUGUUUAGGUCCUUCAAGGGUGGUUUAAAAUACCUGAAUUUAUCUUAUCUAUGCAGUCCUGUGCUUGAUUUUUGCUCUGCUUCAAGAAGCACACUAGAGGUUUAUCAUUUCAAAUAAAGAGAAAAUGUGCUGA